Messenger RNA from Punica granatum (pomegranate), 2033 nucleotides. NCBI's taxonomy places the organism in Eukaryota, Viridiplantae, Streptophyta, Magnoliopsida, Myrtales, Lythraceae. The record is from RefSeq and is a predicted model, not a curated record.
ACCAUCUCUUACUAACAACUCUCUCUCUCUCUCUCUCUCUCUCUCUCAAUUUGUGUGCAUACGUAGUGUAUGUUUCACGACCGUCGGUUGUCUGUCGUUCUUCUGUUCAACUGAAGUUGAAGUAAAUCUUUCCGGGCGUGGUUGACUGUUGAAGAAACAGACGGAGCAGGCCGCCUUCAUUGAUUCCGGCACAACUGCAGCUCUGUCAUGGGUAUGAAGUGGUUCGUUCUGUACCUGCUCUCCGGCUUCUCACUUGCCGUGCUCUCCGUGCGCUUCCUCGACGACGACCAGGGCGAGCCGUCAGGUGAUCCCGCUUUCAGCCAUUUACUUUUAUCGCUUGAUGGAACAUCCAGCACAGAGAAAGUCUGGCCGAAAUUGGAGUUUGGUUGGAGGAUCGUGGUGGCCACGGUGAUUGGGUUUCUGGGUUCAGCAUGCGGGACUGUUGGUGGGGUUGGUGGGGGAGGCAUUUUCGUCCCCAUGCUCACUCUCAUUGUUGGGUUCGACACUAAGUCGGCCGCUGCCAUUUCCAAAUGUAUGAUCAUGGGGGCAUCAGCAUCAUCAGUCUGGUACAACCUAAGAGUACCACAUCCAACUAAGGAAGUCCCCAUCAUAGACUACGAUCUUGCCCUUUUGUUCCAGCCCAUGCUCAUGCUCGGCAUCACCGUGGGUGUGGCCCUAAGUGUCGUUUUCCCUUAUUGGCUCAUCACUGUUCUCAUCAUUAUUCUAUUUAUAGGCACCUCGUCGAGAUCUUUCUUCAAGGGGUUGGAGAUGUGGAAGCAAGAGACCAUUUUGAAGAAGGAGCUGGCCAAGCGACAGGCGACUCUAGUGGACUCUCAUGGUGAACUCCUUAUCGACACUCCGUACGACCCAUUAGUUCCGAAGGAGGAGAAGUCGGAAAUGCAAAUUGUCUGCUCGAACCUGAAGUGGAAAGGGAUCUUGGUUCUGUUCUCGGUCUGGAUUUCCUUCCUCCUCCUCCAAGUCAUCAAGAACGAUGUAGCAGUGUGCAGUACAUGGUACUGGGUGCUGUUCUGCUUACAGUUUCCCAUUGCAGCGGCAGUAUUUGGGUACGAAGCGGUGAAGCUGUACAGGGAGCACAGGAAGAGGAUGUCCACAGGGAACACCGAGACUAUUUGUGAAGCUACGAUCAAUUGGACCGCCGGCCACAUAGCCUUUUGUGCGUUCUGUGGCAUCCUCGGUGGUUGUGUUGGUGGCCUGCUGGGAUCCGGUGGCGGGUUCAUACUGGGCCCACUUCUCCUCGAGAUCGGGGUCAUCCCACAGGUUGCAAGCGCAACAGCUACGUUUGUGAUGAUGUACUCGUCAUCCUUGUCCGUGGUUGAGUUCUACUUGCUCAAGAGGUUCCCCAUUCCAUAUGCUCUUUACCUGAUGUCGGUUUCAAUACUGGCCGGCUUCUGGGGACAAUUCUUCGUCAGGAAACUGAUCACGAUCCUGAAGAGGGCCUCGCUCAUUGUGUUCAUCCUGUCUGGUGUCAUCUUCGCCAGCGCCCUAACAAUGGGGGUUAUCGGCAUCGAGAAGAGCAUCGUGAUGAUACAGAACCACGAGUUCAUGGGAUUCUUGAACUUUUGUAGCAGCCAGUAGCCUCCAAAGAGCAAAUUUUAAUUAGGUGGAGAUUUGUCUUUGUUUUCGUUUUUGUUUUUCAGAGUCUCUGGAAGAAGUGAAUUUCCAGUACAUGGAGUCAUUGGAUUUCAUAUGCGAUGGGCCCAAGGUCUGAGUGUCGGUCAACACCUAGUUGACCACGCCAACCCCAAUAUUGCCCAUAAUAGGCAAUAAAAGAGAGGUUAGAAAGGGAGUCAACAGUGUGUUAGCAGCUGGCUGACACUCUCCUCUUCCAAGGGGAAGAAGAAAAAACACUCGAGAGAUAUUUUGCAUUGGUUUUGAAUUGAAUCAAUUUUGGAUUUAUUCUAGUACAGAACAGAAACAGUUGUGUCUUCUUCUCAUUGCAUGUAAUCAACAGUGUCGAUUCGAGUAGCCUUCAGUGCAAAGUCAUAUUUAUAGAUGCACAUGUUUCGCUGCAA